GUGGUUGUUCCUUCCUUUUGGAUCCGAUUCUAUCUCCACCUUCAAGCAAUAUUCGACUCGGUACUCUCUCUCUCUCUCUUCUUCUUAUUGCAAAAAGAUUCUCUUUUUAUCAGUUUUGUGGAUGAGAUUCUGGAUAAAACAAUCAUCUUUUUCUCAAAAAUCUCUGCUUAAGAACUGGGAUUCUUAAAAGCUCUUGUCUUGGUCUGAUUCUUCUGAUUUCCCUCAAUGUCUCUCUCAUUCUUCUCCAGAGCUAUAAAGUCGAUUCCUUUACCACCCUUGUGAAGAAUUUGGUCGAAAGUUUUGGCCUUUAGCACCCAAAUUCAGAGGUCCAAAUCUGUGGUUGUGUACAAUUUUCAAUCCUGGCGAUAACUGAAUUGAAAAGGGUUCCAAAAGGUCCAUCACCUGAAAACAAUAGUUUUGAUUGUGUUGGUGGUUUGGAGUGCUUGAUAAGCUUAAUCAGGGCCCUUGAUAUGGGGUCCUGCUUAUCAUCAUCUGGAGGAGGAAGUAGGAGAUCUCUUCAUGGUUCUCCUCAUGUUCCUGGACCUGGUAGGAGGAAGAGGCCUCCCAAGAGGAGACCCGGGUCUUGUAGUUCUUCCUUCGAUAACACGGAUGAGCCACUUCUUCAUAGGAUCCCUGGAAGGAUGUUCUUGAAUGGCUCUACCGACACCGCCUCUCUCUUCUCUCAACAGGGCAAGAAAGGACCUAAUCAGGACGCCAUGAUUGUCUGGGAGAAUUUUGGGUCUGUGGCGGACACCGUUUUUUGUGGUGUUUUUGAUGGCCAUGGUCCGUAUGGUCACAUUGUCGCAAAGAGAGUGAGGGAUUUGCUUCCACUCAAGUUAGGUUCUCACUUGGAGUCUUAUGUGUCCCCUGAGGAGGUUCUUAAAGAGAUCAGCCUCAACACUGGUGAUAGAAAGAUCUCAGAAGACCUUGUACAUAUAUCUGCCAAUGGAGAAUCACGAGUCUACAAUAAGGAUUACGUAAAGGAUCAGGAUAUGAUUCAAAACUUAAUAGGCUCGAUUGUUAAAGCCUAUACAUUCAUGGAUAAGGAGUUGAAGAUGCAAGUGGAUGUUGAUUGUUUUUGCAGUGGAACAACUGCAGUUACUAUGGUCAAGCAGGGUCAACAUCUUGUUAUCGGUAAUAUUGGGGAUUCUAGAGCAGUAUUGGGUAUGAGGAACAAAGACAAUAAACUUGUUCCUUUUCAAUUAACUGAAGAUCUCAAACCAGAUGUUCCAGCGGAAGCAGAAAGGAUAAAGAGAUGCAGAGGACGUAUAUUUGCUCUUCGAGAUGAACCAGGAGUUGCCCGUCUGUGGCUUCCUAACCACAACUCACCUGGUUUAGCCAUGGCACGUGCUUUUGGAGAUUUUUGCCUCAAAGACUUCGGUCUCAUUUCUGUACCUGACGUGUCCUACCGACGCCUCUCUGAGAAGGAUGAAUUUGUUGUCUUGGCAACUGAUGGGAUUUGGGAUGUAUUGACGAAUGAAGAGGUAGUAGAGAUAGUAGCCAAAGCCCCAACACGUUCCUCAGCAGGUCGAGCCUUGGUGGAGGCUGCAGUGCGGAAUUGGAGAUGGAAGUUCCCAACUUCAAAAGUCGAUGACUGUGCCGUAGUUUGCCUCUUCCUUGACUCUGAACCGAACAGAUUGUCAACUGCUUCUUUCUCAAAGGAAAAACACAUCAACAAUGGCCUUACUGAACCAGAACCAGACACAGCAUCAUCAUCAACUCCAGACUCAGGAACCGAAUCGCCUGAGCUCAAAGGAGUCAACAGAAUCGACACACUUGUGAAUCUCCCAGUAUAUGUCCCAACCAAAGAGUAGGAAACAUAGAACAGAUGCAGGAGCUCAUUGUCUCCUAUGCUCAAUGUUUCUGUCAACAGUUACUGUUUUGGUCAUUUUUUUUUUUUUUCCUCACUGUUUUGGUCAUUUACCUCGGGUAAAUUACUGUUACACGCCCGCUUGUGUGUGGCUGAUUGUAUAUAUCUUUUCUUCCAAAUCAUUGUAAUACUUUUUCUACUCUCUCUUUUCAUUUGUUAAUAAAUUUCUGAAGCUGCAAUUGGUUUUUUCA
Arabidopsis lyrata subsp. lyrata is the source of this 2061-nucleotide messenger RNA. RefSeq names its product probable protein phosphatase 2C 74. Gene Ontology annotation, biological process: protein dephosphorylation. Bases 471 to 1814 code for a protein of 447 amino acids. The transcript is spliced from 5 exons. Gene Ontology annotation, molecular function: protein serine/threonine phosphatase activity. NCBI's taxonomy places the organism in Eukaryota, Viridiplantae, Streptophyta, Magnoliopsida, Brassicales, Brassicaceae. The record is from RefSeq and is a predicted model, not a curated record.